Molecule: messenger RNA, 3092 nt
Organism: Betta splendens (Siamese fighting fish)
Lineage: Eukaryota; Metazoa; Chordata; Actinopteri; Anabantiformes; Osphronemidae
Product: transcription regulator protein BACH1-like
Exons: 5
Coding region: 150-2096 (648 amino acids)
Biological process (GO): regulation of transcription by RNA polymerase II
Molecular function (GO): protein binding; RNA polymerase II cis-regulatory region sequence-specific DNA binding; DNA-binding transcription factor activity, RNA polymerase II-specific
Source: RefSeq, a predicted model, not a curated record
CGCAGACUGUACAAGCAGCUUUUCCUGGUCCAAGUUGUCAUAUGACGGGAGUGAAGUGGCUCCGGGUGGACGCGGCCGUCUAAACUGUACACUCUAUUCAUAGAUGGCGGUGAUAUCUGACGAUAUGGCAGACUGAGCCUGUAACAACAAUGUCACUCCAAGCUCCUCGCACAUCAGUGUUCACCUUCCAGUCAGGGGUACACAGCGCCCACGUGCUCCAGUGUCUGAACGAGCAGCGGCAGCGGGACGUCCUGUGUGACGUGACGGUGGUGGUGGAGAACAGGAGCUUCAGGGCACACUGCUGCGUCUUGGCCUCCUGCAGCGAAUACUUUCGCAGUAGAGUGACUGGUGUCACCAAGCAGAAUCCCAUCAUCACGCUGCCUGAUGAGGUGACUGUGGAAGGAUUUCAACCUCUGCUGCAAUUUGCCUACACAUCGAAACUGCUCUUCACCAAAGAAAACAUUCACGCCAUCCGCAGCGGUGCUGAGUUCUUGGGAUUUCACACUUUGGAGUCGGGAUGCUUCGAUUUCCUCAUCCCGAAGUUUGAUGAAGGCAAAGGAACCUCGCGGAAGGCCAGGCGUCGAGUCUGUUGUCAGAGCUGGGACUCCGGUGCCACUGUUGGCUGUGGCGCAGAGAGCAGCGAGCCGGAAUCAUGCGAGUCACACAGCUCAGUGCCUUCAGCAGGUGACGAACAAACGGACCUCCCGUCGCAGUGUCCUCGAGCACUGCAGGGUCAAACAAACGGCGGGGCGGAAGAGCUGUGUUUGGAGAACUGUGGGCCACAGAUGAUCCCCUUAGCUCAGGAGUUAACAGCAAGUGGCUUGUGCCCCAUGUUGGCAUGCUCAGAUUCUGACAACGCAGAACAUCCCGCUCAGCUCUGUGAAAGAGACGUUUUAGAGAGCUUGGAUGACUGUGGUGAGCUGUCGACCACCAGGGACGCGGCUCCGCCAGACGUUACUGAACCAGCAGCAGACGAUGUUAAACAGACGGUUGAGACACUUGGUGCUGAGAGCCACUGUAAUCCUGGUUCACUGCUCAGCACCUCAGCAGAAAACGACUGCAGCGCGUUGUUAGAGCAGAGCGACGCCGGCUUUGAACAGAGAGCGGCAGGUGACCUUUCAGACAGCAAACUGACUCCUACAAGCCAUGAAGAGGGCCCUGAGGAGAGGAGCAGCGUUGAGAGAGAAGUGGCUGAACAUCUGGCAAAGGGAUUCUGGUCUGAACUAUGUCCACCUCAGACUCAACCACCGCUCCUCGAUCACAUGGACCAAAACAAUCUGGCAAAGGCAUCAGACUUCCAUUGGCUUAAGCAGCUGGAUCUGAGCUCCAGCGUAGGAGACUGUCCCUUCUUCAAGGACCUUGGAACAGGUGACGAUCCGACUCCGCCUGCUGACAGUUUGUCCCAGUCGGAGAAGAGUCCGUGCAUGUCCUCCUCUUUCAACUCUGGGGAAGACUCAGAUCUGGACACAGAUGGAGAUACUGACAACAGAAGAGCAGCCGAGAUUCAGCUCCCGUUCCCCGUGGAACAGAUCACGGCGCUGAGCCGGAGCGCCUUCCAGCAGCUUCUGAAACGCCACGAUCUGACUCAAGAUCAGCAGGAGUUUGUCCACGACGUGCGCCGACGAAGCAAAAACCGCGUGGCGGCGCGGCGCUGCCGGAAGAGGAAGCUGGAGAGCGUUUGUCAGCUGGAAAGUGAAAUUACAGACUUGAAAAGCGAGAAGAAGCAGCUGCUGCAGGAGCGGCGUGAGCUGGAGCGGAGCCUGGAGGAGAUGCGGCAGAGCCUGUGUGUCCUCUGCAGGAGCGUCAGCGCGGACGCCGCCGCUGAGCAGGACCACGUGCAGCUUCUGGCCAAGCUCCCCUCACCAGACCUCCCUCUGUGCUCAGCUGGCUGCGUGGGCAAAGACGCAGAGUCCCACAUCACUAUUGAGAUGGUGAGCUGCUCGUCGGCGUGCGACCCGCGUGGGGCGCCCGGCGGCGCCGCUGAGCCCGCUGCACCGGAGCCCAGCGCACACGCUGAGGAGACCGGUUCUCCACAGAGCUGCUCUGUUCCCGAGUCCCUGUUCAGCGCCUGUCUGUAUAUGAACAACACAUUGUAACUGGACUUUCUUACUUUCAUACUGUAAUCUCCUUUGGGGAUAGACAUGCUCUACAUUGUGAUCUCUGAACGAUCCCCCGUCUAAUAGAAACAUCCUAACACACAGCUGUGUCCUUCAUCCUUUUGCUGUAUCUAAUUUUACUGUAAUUAACACAUAAUGUAAAUCUCACUAUUUUGAAGAUUAAGGCAAAUUUCAUGUUUUUCCCAAAUGUUUCUGUGUUUGCAUGAGGAGGAUGAUUUUCUAAAAUGACCUUUGUCUCAGGGAAACUCUCAACCUGACCUGUGUUUGAUGAAAACCUAAUUGUUUUUGCACAUUCACCCAUUGUACACCCGCACACCCUCCAUUGUAAAGGACAGUUCUGUCAUUCUCUGCUCACUAGAAUCAGUUUGGUAUAAUAUGAGCUGUCAUUUUAACAAUAUGCUGUUUUAUACGUGCAAAGAGCUAACAUCACUUUUUACAGUCGAGUUUUAGACUUCGUUACAGCUUCUUAGGAGCAUUAUUUGACUACUAAUGCAUUGUUUAAACAUGUAUCAGCUUCCCGCUAUUUUUGAGGAAUGCUUUCUAGGUGCUUAAAAUUGUUAAAGGGAACAUAAAGAUCUUUAUUUGAUGACGUGCCUUAUGUAGUUGUGUGAAUACUGAAGGUUUCUAAUCUCAAGCACUGCUGCACAUUUAGAGCCCACACUGACAGGGUUCUCUUACAUCUAAGUCUGACUGCAUGGGGAUUUUUUACUAAGUGCUUUUAUGGAUAAGAAAUAAAGAUUUUUGUUACCGUUCAGUGUUUUGUUUCACAAGCAGAGGAAUAUUUUCCACUCUGUCGAUGUACAGUACCAUAAAUUGUCCAGCAGAUGGAAGUACAAAUCUAUUUACUGUCGGCUCUGCUGAGUUUAAUUACCCUACUACUAUAUUACAAUAUUGUAAACUGGACCUCCUGCACAUGUAACAUCAACAUUUCUGGACAUGACUAAACAUCAAAUAAAGUUCAAAGUUUCACAUCUA